AUGAACACUUAUCCUUCUCAAAUACUUUCAUCUAUCUAUCCAUAUCCAGUCAUUCGUCAAUAUCCUCUACAAUCUAACUAUUAUUCUUAUACUGAAUAUCCAUCAUCUUCAUUGUUAUCACCAAUGCCAUAUAUUUCGCCUGUACGUGAUCAAUAUUCUUCAUCAUUAAAAUAUUAUAAUGAUGAUGAUGAUGAUGCUUAUUUUUCUGAGUAUCAUAAUAGACACCGAUAUUCGCGUCAUUCUGAUCAGUGGCAAUAUUCUGAUAAUCAAAAAUCAAAUAGAGCGCGUAAUUUUUCAAGUCAAUCAAAACAACAAAAAUCAUCAAUAUUAAAUGAAAAUCUAUUUUCGUCAUUAAUUAGUCAUCAAGAAUAUGUUGAUUCUCAAGCAAAAACUAGUAUGAGUGAAAGUGAAAAUCGUGAAAAUGGUGUUCUUAAACGUGAUAUUAAGCGAACCACAAAUAAUUUUUAUAAACCAUUAAACGCAAUAGAAUUUUUAGCUAAAACACAAGCAGAAAUUCGACAAGAAUUUCGUAAAUUACCAAAUCCACCAGCUAAAGAUACACAUACAGCAAAAGAAGAACGAAAUCUUGAUAAAUCUCGUUAUCGAGAUGUUUUACCAGGUGAAUCAACUCGUGUUAAACUUCAACCUGAUGAUGAUGAAAAAAAUGAUUUUAUUAAUGCUAAUUAUGUUAGUGGACAUAAUGAUCAAGAAAAAGCUUAUAUUUUUACUCAAGGACCACUUCAAACGACAGUUAAAGAUUUUUGGCGUAUGAUCUGGCAAGAAAAUAUAACAAUUAUUGUUAUGACAACAAAUAUUCGUGAAUCAGGUACAAUGAAAUGUUAUCCAUAUUGGCCAGCACAAUCAAAAGAUGUUAUGAAUGCUGGUCUAUAUCAAAUACACAAUGAAAAAUCCGAAAAAUUUGAAAGUUUUAUUAUAACAACAUUAUUAUUAAGAAAAAAAAAUCAUGCCGAAACUCGUAUUAUUUAUCAUGCACAUUAUCUUAAAUGGCCUGAUCAUGGUAUACCAUCAAAUACAAAAGAUGCUUUAUUAUUUCUUGAUAAAGUUGAAUAUUAUCGACAAAUAACAUCAACUAAAGGACCAAUACUUCUUCAUUGUUCAGCUGGUAUUGGACGUACAGGAACAUUUUGUGCUAUUGAUAUUGGAAUAAAAAGAUAUUUGGAAAAGAAUAUUAUUGAUAUACCAUCAACAGUACAUAAAAUGAGAACAGAACGUGCUGGUAGUGUACAAACAGAAGAUCAAUAUCUAUUUGCUUAUUUAGCUUUAAUGGAUUAUAUAAAACAACAAUUAGCAUUACAAGAAAGAAUUAAUGAACCAAUUAAAUCAUCUGAAACAGAUUUGAUUGAUAAAACCAAUGAAGCAAAAAUAAAAGAUGAUAAUGGUUCAAAUAAAAUAGAUGAUCAUAAACGUAAAACAUCACGUUCAAAAUCAAAUAGAAAAAAAUCUAAUGAUCGUGAACAAAUAAAUACUUUCCCGACAAUUAGUUCUGGUAAACUUACAAAUUUACUUGAACCUAUGUCGUAUCGAGGAAAAGCUCUAAGUGAUUCAUCUGUCUCAACUAUUCAAUAUUUAAUACCGUCUACAACAAUUACUCACAGUGAACCAACUCGACAACGAUCUGUAACAGAACAUAUCUCAUCGGCGCCAGUUACGAGUAGCAAUGUACAUCAUAAGAAAGCUCGUAAAUAG
This is a messenger RNA of Rotaria sp. Silwood2, 1707 nucleotides long. NCBI's taxonomy places the organism in Eukaryota, Metazoa, Rotifera, Eurotatoria, Philodinida, Philodinidae. The record is from the annotation of a GenBank genome assembly.